ACCAACCUGAAAGUUAUAUAAAGACAUGCGUCUCUCAAGCAAAAACAGUCAUUUACAUAGGUUGAGGUUGGUGUUAGAUUAGAUUUUCAAUCACUGAACUCUGGUCGGUUGAUCCAUCGUAUUGUGUAAAACAGAUCUGAGAUCCGAUUCUUUGUCAUUUCAACAUGUUUUUGAAAAGAAGCACCUGUCUGUUGGUUUUUCUGCUGUGUUCUUUGACCUUGUGGUGCAAGUCAACCAGCGCAGGAUCCAGUUACCUAAGUCCUUCACAAAAACCUCAGAACAGGGGCAAGUCACCCAGAACGGGUCGCCAAGUCAUGGAGGAGCCAAUUCAACCAAAUGACGACAAUCGCAUUACAAUAAGUGCUCCUGUUGAAAUUGGCAUCACCAUGGGAGAAGAGGACUAUGAGAUGUACGGUGAAGUUCUGCAGGAGAUCAUUCACAACUUAUUGGGAAACAUGGAGAAAGCAGGUUUGCUCAGUUCUUCUGUUUUAAAUAUUUGGCCAAUAUAUAUAUAUAUAUAUAUAUAUAAUAAAAAGAACACUUCUUUUCUUUCAGAGAGACUGUCACCAGUUUGA
Molecule: messenger RNA, 575 nt
Organism: Mugil cephalus (flathead mullet)
Lineage: Eukaryota; Metazoa; Chordata; Actinopteri; Mugiliformes; Mugilidae
Gene: ghrl
Product: ghrelin/obestatin prepropeptide
Exons: 3
Coding region: 165-575 (136 amino acids)
Cellular component (GO): extracellular region
Molecular function (GO): growth hormone-releasing hormone activity
Source: RefSeq, a predicted model, not a curated record